This is a messenger RNA of Funneliformis caledonium, 279 nucleotides long. The record is from the annotation of a GenBank genome assembly. Lineage: Eukaryota; Fungi; Glomeromycota; Glomeromycetes; Glomerales; Glomeraceae.
AUGACAAAAGCAACGCAAACUGCAAGUUUUCUUGGUGUGAUUUUUACAAUUUACAUUAUUUUUUUAUUUAAAAUAAUUCCUCUUCCUGAAAUAGUACAAGAAGAUAUUUUACCUGUGCUUCCUUGGUGGGCGCUUGUUACAUUUGGUGCUUAUUCCCUUGGAAAUAUUGGAUAUCAUGUUUAUAUUUUCGGAGAUUGUGAAGAUGCUUACCGUGAAUUAAUGACGGAAAUUCAAAUAGCAAAAAAUGAUUUAAGAACCAAGGGUAUCACAGUAGAUUAA